CUAACGGGCUCGCGCCGCCGCCCUCGGCCCGCCCCGGCUCCAUCUUGCGGACGAGCAGGUUGCGCCGUGACGCCACCGCUCCCUCAGAAUGUCAUACCCAGGCUAUCCGCCCAGUGGCUACCCACCUUUCCCUGGAUAUCCUCCUGCAGGUCAGGAGUCAUCCUUCCCCCCUCCAGGUCAGUAUCCUUAUCCUAGUGGUUUUCCUCCGAUGGGAGGAGGUGCCUACCCACCAGCACCAAGUGGUGGCUAUCCUGGAUCCGGAGGCUACCCCACGCCUGGAGGCUACCCCGCGCCUGGAGGCUAUCCUGGUGCCCCACAGCCAGGUGGAGCCCCAUCCUACCCUGGAGUUCCUCCAGGCCAGGGAUUUGGAGCCCCACCAGGUGGAGCAGGCUAUCCUGGCUAUCCACAGCCACCUUCGCAGUCUUACGGUGGUGGCCCAGCACAGGUCCCACUACCUGGUGGUUUUCCUGGAGGACAGCCUUCUCAGUAUCCUGGAGGACAAGCUCCUUACCCUACUCAGCCUGCUGCAAUGACUCAAGGCACUCAGGGAACAAUUCAUCCAGCUGCCAACUUUGAUGCUAUGAAAGAUGCAGAAAUUCUCCGUAAAGCAAUGAAGGGAUUUGGGACAGACGAACAGGCAAUUGUGGAUGUUGUAGCCAACCGUUCCAAUGAUCAGAGGCAAAAAAUUAAAGCAGCUUUUAAAACCAUGUAUGGAAAGGAUUUAAUCAAAGAUCUCAAAUCAGAGUUAAGUGGAAAUAUGGAAGAACUGAUCCUUGCCUUGUUCAUGCCGCCUACGUAUUAUGAUGCCUGGAGUUUACGGAAUGCAAUGCAGGGAGCAGGCACUCAGGAACGUGUAUUGAUUGAGAUUUUGUGUACAAGAACAAAUCAGGAAAUCCGAGAAAUUGUCAGAUGUUAUCAAUCAGAAUUUGGACGAGACCUUGAAAAAGACAUUAGGUCCGAUACAUCAGGGCAUUUUGAGCGUUUGCUUGUAUCCAUGUGCCAGGGAAAUCGGGAUGAGAACCAGACUGUAAACCACCAGAUGGCUCAGGAAGAUGCACAGCGUCUCUAUCAAGCUGGUGAAGGGAAACUAGGGACAGACGAAUCCUGCUUCAACAUGAUCCUUGCCACGAGAAGCUUUCCUCAGCUGAGAGCCACCAUGGAGGCUUAUUCCAGGAUGGCUAAUCGAGAUUUGCUAGCAAGUGUGAGCCGUGAAUUUUCCGGAUAUAUUGAAAGUGGUUUGAAGACCAUCUUGCAGUGUGCCCUCAGCCGCCCCGCCUUCUUUGCUGAGAGGCUCUACUACUCCAUGAAGGGGGCCGGCACGGAUGACUCCACCCUGGUCAGGAUCGUGGUCACUCGAAGUGAGGUUGAUCUUGUACAAAUAAAACAGAUGUUCACCCAGAUGUAUCAGAAGACCCUGGGCACAAUGAUUGCAAGUGACACGAGUGGAGAUUACCGAAAGCUGCUGUUGGCCAUUGUAGGCCAGUAGAAGAGCUAUUUGAAAACAAAGAAAACUUUUCAUAGCUUUAUCCUUCAAGUCAACAGCAGACCUGCAUGCAGCAAUAUCAACUGUCACCUAACCAAGAGAUUUUUACCAAGGACUGUGUCAGGGUAAUGUGCUUGAUUUGCACAUGUAUUGCCUUAAUUCUAAUGUUAUUUUUUUUUCUAUGUACAAUCAGUGUAAAGCCAUAACACAAUGAUGUAGAAAUUUUGUAAUGUUUCUAAGUCCUCACUCACUGCUUUACUCUAAUUAAGAAUAAAAGCAAUCUAAUUCUGUGUAAUAAUAAUUGAAUAAUUUCCAAAGAGGAUGCUCAUCACCUUUACCUAGUUAAUACAUGAGAAAAGAGUAUUGUUAAAGAGCAACACUGGUUUGGACUCAUGCUGGCUGGAUUUCAAAACGUGAUUACCAGUUCAGGAAUGGGUCAGUAAUGAAUCGCCCACAGCAGCUUCCAGCCAGUAGUGACUGGUUAUCCCUUUAUCAUGUUUUAACAUCUGGACCUGUUCAGCAUAAAUUUUGAAAAGAGGGACUUGACUUUAGCUAGGUUUGUGUUGUAUUUCUAUUUAAAAGUUAAAAGCAAAGUGAUGUUUACCCAAAUAAGAACAAUUCACUUAAAAAUCUCAGCAGACCGUUAACUAUUUGGAGAUGGUGGAAAUUUGCUGGUGUUCUUGUAUCUCAGUUUCAACCCCAAAGCUGACUUCAUUAUAAAUGAUUUCCUUGCUGUGUGGUGAUAGUCCCCCAGUGAACACUAUUCAGUACUGACAUUGGCGAGUUAUCCAAGCAGUAGCAUUCUAAACUAAUGGGAUUCUAGUAUAAAAUGUUAAAUAUAUUAUUUUGGUUGCCAAAGUGUUCCUGAUGCUUUCAGGAGCUCCAGUAUCACCAGCCCUAACCUUUAAAAUCUGGCUGGGCAUCUAAUUAUUUCCAUAUCCCUUACAUACUCCACAGGGCAUGGAAGAAGCAAGGACCACUGUGUAUGUUUAACAUCAAAAGGGAAAAAAAAAUCACUUAAAAUUUGUUUUAUGUAUUCUAAUUUUAUUUGAAACGCAUAUAGACAGAAAAAGGUCUGUCCACUGGGUCACUCUCCAAUCUCCCCAGCUACCAGGAUUGGGCCAGGCCAAAACCAGGAUCCUGGGACUAAGUCUGAGUCUCAUGUGGGUGUCAAAUCCAACUAUUUGAGCUGCCUGCCAGAAUGCACAUUAGAAGGAAGCUGCAUUUGGAUACAGAGACUUGAACCAGGCACUCCAGUAUGGGAUGCAGGCGUCCCAAGUGGUGUCUUAAUUGUUGUGCCACGUGUCCACCCCCAAAAAAACCACUUUUACAUUUUAUAUAAACAACUGUCUUUUGCCUCCUUUUCAAAGUUCUGUUUCUUAGCACUUUGAGAUAGUCAAUCUAUAAUUAUGGAGGGACUGAACAUGUUUGUUGCCUUGUUAUAUAAUAAAGACUUUUCAUGCUGCUGCCUUAUAGACUUUA
Messenger RNA from Lepus europaeus (European hare), 2965 nucleotides. RefSeq names its product annexin A7 (gene ANXA7). NCBI's taxonomy places the organism in Eukaryota, Metazoa, Chordata, Mammalia, Lagomorpha, Leporidae. Bases 89 to 1486 code for a protein of 465 amino acids. The record is from RefSeq and is a predicted model, not a curated record. Gene Ontology annotation, molecular function: calcium-dependent phospholipid binding; calcium ion binding. Gene Ontology annotation, cellular component: cytoplasm. The transcript is spliced from 13 exons.